AUGUGUCCACUAUCCGUACUCCGUGAUCGUCAGUAUUCAACUAUUCAUGAGAAAAGUUGGAAAAUAAUGUGGAUUUCAUCAUUUUCGAUUUUCGUGGCUUUCUGAUAUAUCUUAUUCUCAAAGGCAUUACUGAUGCACACUGCAUACGUGUAGCCAACUGAAUACACAGAAGUCUGAACGAUUAUAUUUAUAUGGCCACGUUACAAGUAGACAGUUCACAGUUGUAAUACGGUUAGAAUACCAUAUGGAUUGCAUUAUAAAUAAAUCGACUAACUAAUGAGAAAUAUAAUAAGGUUACUUCAAAGUAGUGUAUUUAGAAAUCAUAUAAAACUCAUCAAUAAUCCUAUAAAAUUUGCACACAGUAUACCACAGUGGGGCACCAAUAAAUCUCAUCGAAAAAUUAAGAUACCUAAUCCAUUUCGUGAUAUAAUAAUGGCAGAUCCGAAGGUUGAAGAAAUUCUCGCUCCUCUUCGAGCUAGUGUAAAAGAACAAGGAGAUAUAGUACGUAAAUUAAAAGUUGAGAAGGCCCCUGAAAUAGACAUUAAAAAAGCUGUUGCUGAACUUAAGACAAGAAAGAAAAUUUUAGAAGACAAAGAAUUAAGCCUAGCUCCAACGGAAGAAAUGUUUGAUCGAGCCAAAAUGGAGGACCUAAUCAAAAGAAGAUUUUUCUAUGACCAAUCUUUUGCCAUUUAUGGAGGCAUUACAGGGCAAUUUGAUUUCGGACCAAUGGGUUGUGCACUCAAAACGAAUAUGAUUCAACUGUGGAGAAAGUUCUUUAUCCUUCAAGAACAAAUGUUAGAAGUGGACUGUUCUAUUUUAACCCCUGAACCUGUAUUAAAGGCUUCUGGGCAUGUGGAAAGAUUUGCAGAUCUGAUGACUAAAGAUGUGAAAUCGGGAGAGUGUUUCAGACUAGAUCAUUUGAUUAAAGCUCAUUUAGAAAAAAUUAAGAGUGAGAAGAAUACAUCAUCAGAGCUGAAGGCUGAGAUAGAAGAUAUAAUUGUAAAACUUGAUGGUAUGACUUCAGAUGAGAUGUCGGCUCUAAUGGAAAGGUUCAAUAUGAAGUCACCUGUCAGUGGCAAUGAUUUGACGCCACCCAUUGAGUUUAAUCUUAUGUUUAAUACUCAAAUUGGCCCCUCUGGGCUGGUAAAAGGCUUUUUAAGACCAGAGACUGCACAAGGAAUAUUUGUGAACUUUAAACGUCUACUGGAGUUCAAUCAGGGCCGUCUUCCAUUUGCAGCUGCACAGAUUGGCAAUUCAUUUAGAAAUGAAAUUUCUCCUAGGUCUGGUCUGUUGAGGGUAAGAGAAUUCACAAUGUGUGAAAUUGAACAUUUUUGUGACGGCAAGGACCAUCCAAAAUUUGAAUCUGUAAGGAACACUGCAAUGCUCUUAUACUCUGCUGAUAAUCAAGAACAAGGAAGGCCAGCUGAAGUUAUGACUAUUGGAGAAGCUGUAUCUAAAGGCAUUGUAAAUAAUGAAACACUGGGUUAUUUUAUGGCAAGGAUCCAUCUAUACAUGUUAGCUGUUGGUAUUGAUCCUAAGAAGUUGAGAUUUAGACAACACAUGGGAAAUGAAAUGGCACAUUACGCAUGUGAUUGCUGGGAUGCUGAAUGUCUGUCUAGCUAUGGUUGGAUUGAAUGUGUCGGCUGUGCUGAUAGAUCUGCUUAUGAUCUGACCCAGCACACUAAAGCUACUGGUAUUAGGUUAGCAGCUGAGAAGAAGUUACCAGCACCUAAGCAAAUAGAAGUAGUUGAAGCUGUUGCUAAUAAAGCAACUAUUGGUAAACAAUUCAAAAAACAUGCUAAAGCUAUUAAUGAUGCCUUGGCAGCCUUAGAUUCAACAUCACUUGAAGAAUUGCAUUCUAAAUUAGAGACAGAUAAGGAAUAUACUCUGACUACUGUUGAUGGUGAAUUUAAACUUACACCUGACCUAGUGAGUGUUAAAAAGAGUCAAAAAACUGUACAUGUUGAAGAAAUUAUACCCAGUGUCAUUGAACCCUCUUUUGGCAUUGGAAGAAUUCUAUAUUGUAUCCUCGAACACAACUUCAAGAUGAGAGAGGGAGAUGAACAGAGAACAUAUUUCUCAUUGCCUGCAACUGUUGCUCCAAUGAAAUGUGCCGUCUUACCACUAAGUGGCAAUGCCGAGUUUCAACCAUUUGUAAGGAAACUUUCUGAAGAGCUUACAAAUGAGGAUGUGUCACAUAAAGUUGAUGAUUCUUCUGGUUCAAUUGGAAGGCGCUAUGCAAGAACUGACGAGCUAGGAGUUCCUUAUGCUAUCACAGUUGACUUUGACUCUCUCAAUGAACCCAAUACUGUGACACUUCGUGAGAGAGAUGGCAUGGGGCAAGUGAGGUUGUUGUUGUCUGAAGUACCAAAAGUUGUCAAGGACCUUGCAAAUAGUAAGAUCUCAUGGGCUCAGGUAGAGGCUAAAUAUCCUAAGUUUGAUCAGCAAGAGACAGUUAAAGGAGCUGCUGCCUAACAUAAAUGCUUCAAAAACAGUGCAUAUUAAUUAUGUUUAAUUUUAAGGCAAAUAAAAUAUUAUAAUAUAUUA
This is a messenger RNA of Leptidea sinapis, 2547 nucleotides long. It is a transcript of the gene GlyRS, whose product is annotated as glycine--tRNA ligase. Gene Ontology annotation, biological process: mitochondrial glycyl-tRNA aminoacylation. Gene Ontology annotation, molecular function: glycine-tRNA ligase activity; ATP binding. NCBI's taxonomy places the organism in Eukaryota, Metazoa, Arthropoda, Insecta, Lepidoptera, Pieridae. Gene Ontology annotation, cellular component: mitochondrion; cytoplasm. The record is from RefSeq and is a predicted model, not a curated record. The coding region runs from base 277 to 2475 and encodes 732 amino acids. The transcript has a single exon.